AUGACAACGAUAUUGCACGCUCCUGUUCACGGAGCCGACCCGUUCAGCAAGGACAGAAUUAGUCAUUCCACGUACUCCGUGCCCUACGAGCCACCUCCAUCCUAUUAUCAGUCGUCGCCAACGUAUCCAAGCGAGGCCUACGACAGCGACGGAGCUACACACAUAUCCUCGCCCACCGCUACCCGACCGAAGACACCACUACCUUCAUACUUACAGCAGUCCUCCUACCACUACUCUGCCACGGCACCUUCAGAAGACUCCUUCGAUGAUGACGACGAGGACGAUGAUAUGGCGUUUCCAUCCUUUGCCCAGGAGCCUGCCAAGGUAGCAGCUCCGGCUGAAGAGCCACGAGAAACAGAACCGUCGACGGAGCCAAGCGUUUCACAUACCUCCGAUAUACCCUCAGAAGUGAGUGACGACAUUGCUGUACGGCAAGAGCCAACACAGCAUGUCGAUUACCUGGCGCACGAGUGGCGAGAGGAGGAUAUAUGGGCGUCGUGGAGCUACGUUUCGAGACGCAGAGGGCGUGUCAACAACCACACUCGGCUAGAGAACGCUUCCUGGCGGCAAUGGAUGAAGACUAAGAACGAUCUUAAGACCGUCUCUCCUGAGUCGCUGAAUUGGCUCAAAGAUUGCGACGUCACUUGGCUGUACGGUCCGUUGCAGAUCGGUCCAAAAUCGUUGACAACUGUCACACCGCCACCUAGUCGGCUAUCACACUCGUCGUCCUUCAUUGCCAAGAAGUCCAACCUCAAGAAGAAAUCGGCAUCAGCAGUCAUGCUUGAGAAAUCAAGAUCUCAGCAUUCGCUGCUCCAGCGUGCGGGUGAAAUCAUCCGUGUUCAGCAAGCCAGCAGCCCUGCUGGCGGUCGUCCUGCAUUUAAAAGGCACGCUUCUGCUUUCGUUUUACCAUCCGCCACUGAUAGCUCCGUCUCGCUGAGCCCGCCGAACGAAGGCGUGAUAUUCACUGGAGAAAGGACACCGUAUUCAAAUACGGAGACACCUACGCCCAACGAAUGCAAGCACGUUCUGUUCAACGAUGAAGUGCGGCAGGUGAGAGCAAUAGAGUCUGAUGAUGACCACAAAGAAGAAGUCGAAGAAAUUGAAUAUAUCUCCGACGAAGACGAUGAUGGCGGUCUCAUGAUGGCGCCCGUGAGGUCACGUAGCAAAACCACGACACCCAGGGGAAGCUUCAGCAAUGACAACAAGACCAUCAUACCUCUGCCUUCGACAACGCUGAAAUACAGAACGGACACACCGGAGCCAGUCCAACCCCCACAAACUGGAUUAUGGGCCAGAGGCCGCAAACUGUCACCAUCGCCGUCACAAGAGACGCUUCGACCAUCGAGACCAUCUCAGAACUACAUACUAGAGGACGAUCACGAGCUGAGUGAUCAGCCCUGGCAGGCUCCACUGGACUACGAAUCUGAGUACUACGAGCCUGGCCCGGGCAUGCGUCGGACAGAGUCUGGCAUGUUCAUGCCGUACGACGACAUGGAUGAGGAGGAGCCGCCGAAGAACAGUCUGAUCGGACAAGCACUCAAUGCGGUGAAUACCUUCAAAGACAUCGCCCAUGUUGUGUGGAAUGUGGGAUGGUACAAGUCUGGCGAUAAUGCCUGA
This is a messenger RNA of Cyphellophora attinorum, 1617 nucleotides long. RefSeq lists its product as uncharacterized. The record is from RefSeq and is a predicted model, not a curated record. Gene Ontology annotation, biological process: protein catabolic process in the vacuole; cellular response to glucose starvation. Bases 1 to 1617 code for a protein of 538 amino acids. NCBI's taxonomy places the organism in Eukaryota, Fungi, Ascomycota, Eurotiomycetes, Chaetothyriales, Cyphellophoraceae. The transcript has a single exon.